AUGGAAGAGAAGGAAGUUGGAAAUCAUUUUAUCUCCACUUACUACAACACUCUUGCAUUCCAACCAGAAGAAAUUGUCAAGUUCUAUGAUAGUGAAGCAACAAUUUGGCGUUCAACGAUGGAAUCUCCCAUCGGAAAGAAAUUAGCUGAUGCCAACGACGAUUUACUGAUCAAGAUUCCAACAGGCUGCGAAGUUGUUGUCACAGGUUACAGUGUUCUUCCUUUGAACGGUCAAAUUUUAGUAAAUACAAAUGGUUUCAUCUUAAAUGACAAUGAUACAGAGUUAUUCAGCCAGUCAUUUGUUCUUGUUGAAAAAUCAAAGCGUUACUUCAUUAUUGCUGAUUCAUUUUCAAAGAACAACGCCCAGCAAGCAGUAAAUACAACAGCUCAGACAUUUGUUGCCCAGAAAGUAGAAAAACCAAAGAGACAGAAUAAGCCUAACCAGUAUAACAAAUAA
This is a messenger RNA of Trichomonas vaginalis G3, 456 nucleotides long. Its product is annotated as nuclear transport factor 2 (NTF2) family. Bases 1 to 456 code for a protein of 151 amino acids. The record is from RefSeq and is a predicted model, not a curated record. Gene Ontology annotation, cellular component: ribonucleoprotein complex; cytosol. Gene Ontology annotation, molecular function: mRNA binding. The transcript has a single exon. NCBI's taxonomy places the organism in Eukaryota, Parabasalia, Trichomonadida, Trichomonadidae.